CGCCUGGCCUCCCGCGCCGCUCGCCUCCGACGCAGCCCGGCGCUCGGCCGCCAUGUACCCGGCCGGGGGAGCCGCCCCCGGGGCCGCCGCGGGGCCCGUCCUUACAACACUGCCAUCACUGCCGCCUCCAAUGCAGACAUAUGCAUUUAAACCUCCCCCUCGACCUGAUUUUGGUACUUCAGGAAGAACAAUCAAACUGCAAGCCAAUUUCUUUGAAAUGGACAUUCCCAAAAUGGACAUUUACCAUUAUGAAUUGGAUAUAAAGCCUGAGAAGUGUCCUAGGAGAGUUAACAGAGAAAUAGUUGAACACAUGGUCCAGCAUUUUAAAGGGCAGAUAUUUGGAGAUCGCAAGCCAGUAUUUGAUGGGAGAAAAAAUCUCUAUACAGCAAUGCCGCUUCCCAUAGGAAGAGAUAAAGUGGAAUUGGAGGUCACAUUACCAGGAGAAGGGAAGGACAGAAUAUUCAAGGUGGCCAUCAAGUGGAUGUCAGUUGUGAGUCUGCAGGCAUUGCACGAUGCUCUCUCUGGUCGUCUUCCAAGUGUUCCUUUCGAAACCAUUCAGGCUCUUGAUGUUGUGAUGAGGCAUCUGCCUUCUAUGAGAUAUACUCCAGUGGGCCGAUCCUUUUUUACUGCAUCGGAAGGAUGUUCUAAUCCUUUGGGAGGCGGCAGAGAAGUUUGGUUUGGAUUCCAUCAGUCAGUCAGGCCUUCACUGUGGAAAAUGAUGCUGAACAUUGAUGUCUCUGCAACAGCAUUUUAUAAGGCACAGCCAGUAAUUGAAUUUGUAUGUGAAGUUCUUGAUUUCAAAAGUAUUGAAGAACAACAGAAACCUCUGACAGAUUCCCAAAGGGUUAAGUUUACCAAAGAAAUUAAAGGUCUUAAGGUGGAAAUCACUCACUGUGGGCAAAUGAAAAGAAAAUACCGAGUAUGCAACGUUACCAGAAGACCAGCAAGUCACCAAACAUUUCCUCUUCAGCAGGAGAGUGGUCAGACUGUUGAAUGCACUGUAGCUCAAUAUUUUAAGGACAGGCACAAAUUGGUAUUACGCUAUCCUCAUCUUCCAUGUUUACAAGUUGGUCAGGAGCAGAAACACACAUACCUUCCCCUAGAGGUAUGCAAUAUAGUUGCAGGACAGAGAUGUAUUAAGAAGCUGACAGACAAUCAAACUUCUACAAUGAUUAGAGCAACGGCGAGAUCAGCCCCAGAUCGUCAAGAAGAGAUCAGCAAAUUGAUGCGAAGUGCAAGUUUUAAUACUGACCCUUUUGUUCGUGAAUUUGGGAUUAUGGUCAAAGAUGAAAUGACAGAUGUCAUGGGGAGAGUGUUACAGCCACCUUCAAUUCUCUAUGGAGGCCGGAACAAAGCAAUUGCUACCCCAGUACAAGGGGUUUGGGAUAUGCGGAACAAACAGUUUCAUACUGGCAUCGAAAUAAAGGUCUGGGCCAUUGCUUGCUUUGCUCCCCAACGUCAGUGCACCGAAGUCCAUCUUAAGACCUUCACGGAACAACUAAGGAAGAUAUCAAGAGAUGCGGGAAUGCCCAUCCAGGGCCAACCUUGUUUCUGUAAAUAUGCCCAGGGAGCAGACAGUGUGGAGCCAAUGUUCCGCCACCUCAAGAACACCUAUGCUGGCCUGCAGCUUGUGGUUGUCAUUCUGCCUGGGAAAACCCCUGUUUAUGCGGAAGUGAAGCGCGUUGGUGAUACCGUGUUAGGAAUGGCCACGCAGUGCGUGCAGAUGAAAAAUGUGCAAAGGACCACCCCACAAACCCUUUCCAACUUGUGCUUAAAGAUCAAUGUCAAACUAGGAGGCGUAAAUAACAUCUUAUUGCCACAAGGAAGGCCUCCAGUAUUUCAGCAGCCUGUCAUCUUCCUGGGUGCAGAUGUCACUCAUCCACCAGCUGGAGAUGGGAAAAAACCAUCUAUUGCUGCUGUUGUAGGCAGCAUGGAUGCCCAUCCGAAUCGCUACUGUGCCACUGUGAGGGUCCAGCAGCAUCGCCAAGAAAUAAUUCAAGACUUGGCUGCCAUGGUGAGGGAGCUGCUGAUCCAGUUCUACAAAUCAACCCGAUUCAAGCCAACUCGGAUUAUUUUCUACAGAGAUGGUGUCUCCGAGGGGCAGUUCCAACAGGUUCUUCAUCAUGAAUUGCUGGCUAUCCGAGAAGCGUGCAUUAAGCUAGAGAAGGAUUAUCAGCCUGGGAUUACGUUCAUUGUUGUGCAGAAAAGGCAUCACACCAGACUGUUUUGCACGGACAAAAAUGAAAGAGUUGGGAAAAGUGGAAACAUUCCAGCAGGUACAACUGUGGACACAAAAAUCACCCACCCUUCGGAGUUUGACUUUUAUCUGUGUAGUCAUGCUGGUAUUCAGGGCACAAGCAGACCGUCUCACUACCACGUUCUCUGGGAUGACAAUCGCUUCUCUUCAGAUGAACUCCAGAUCCUCACUUACCAGCUGUGCCAUACGUAUGUGCGUUGUACUCGUUCUGUUUCAAUCCCUGCACCAGCAUACUAUGCACACCUGGUUGCCUUCAGAGCCAGGUACCACUUGGUGGAUAAAGAGCAUGACAGUGCUGAAGGAAGCCACACUUCUGGGCAGAGCAACGGCAGAGAUCAUCAAGCCCUUGCGAAAGCUGUUCAGGUCCACCAGGAUACAUUGCGCACCAUGUACUUCGCUUGACACGUGGCCAUGAUUGGAGGAACUCAGUUCUGAGUUGGAUUCACAGGAGACCAGCUGCACUUAGACCAACAGUUGCCCAAGCUACAGUGACAGCCAGCAAGGAGUGACAAAUCUUUAUUUUUAAAUUGGGGGUGGGUGGGGGGGCGGGAUGAUGAUCAUGAUGAUUGUGAUUCUGUUUGCAAGAAAGCCUUUCAUCCAGAAUUUCAAACUUGAGUGUGAACUACAGACCUGUACAAAAUUGCACAGCUUUUAGAUAUGUGGAUUUGCCAAAAUCAAAAGCUGCUUGUCAGGAUAAAAGGAAAAAAAAAUUGAAAACCCACAUUUUCUAACUAACUAGAGCUGUGAUCUCAGGGCUAAAAACAACACUUCUCAUUUUAGUUACGACUUUUUCAGAUACGCUUGUUUGUAAUAAUCUGAAAAAUAUCCAAAAGAUCAGAUUGAACAGGCCUGGGAAAAACUAUGAAUUUGCUUUUAUUCCUUAAAAAACAAAGCACUAGUUUUGAUGCCAUUGAAGUCUUUGAUCAUUCUGGAUGCAUUUGUAAAAUGUUUUUGUACUGAGAUGCAAGAGGAGUAAGUGAACCCUGGUUUGUCCUUUGCCAUCUUAUUGAUAAGGAGUCUGUGAAGGUCUCUGGGCAAAAAUGUAUUUUUGAAGUUAGUUCUUGAAUGUCUUUCAUUGUGCUGUUUAAAUUUUUUGUAGGAUGAGUUGUGGAAUUAUUUCAGUUACAAAAAGAAGUUUACCUAUACUUUUUUUUAGGUCCACUAAAAGAUUAGUGAAGUGUGCCACUUUUUAAAAAAAGUUUAUUUUUUCUUAAAAUAAUCCAUUUUGAUUACUAAUCAUGGAGUUUGUCCUAUAGGACUGUGACACUUAAUUUUCCAAAGCUUUUCUAAAGAAUACGGGUCUGUGGUGAUACAGUACAAUCUCUUUCACUGUUAUGUUUGAAUUAAUGUAAGAUUUAUAUAUGUUUCACAGUAUUAACAUGAUAGCAUAGAUACUAUUUAUAUUUAUUUACUAAAGAGUGCUCAACCUAGUUCUGUUUAACAUAUCAGAAACUGAAGAAUGCUUUGGAGUUUUAAAGUGGGAAGCUUAUACGUGGACAAGAAGGACUUGGGUCAGAUUCACCAAUCUCAGCUUUUUGCAGCAGGUUCCCUGUUCAUUUCAGCGAGGCUUGCGUAGGAUACCUUAUCCACAUCUCCUUGAAGUGAAUGAAGAACUGGACCUGAUGUAUUGUCCCUUUAAAAAACAGGAAUAUGCAACCGCCUUGUGUGGCAAGGGAGGGAUGUGCUUGGUGUUUAUAUCAUUUUUUUAACUUGUAUCUUGGAAGGAUGUAGGAGAAUUCACAGGCAUAGUUUAGACAAGAACAUCAAAGGAAGUUUCAUAGUUCAUUCAAGCACAUACAUUAUUUUUUUCUGUUAGGUCAUCUGAGUCACAGAAACGGAAGGAAAGAGAUCUGUGUUUAUUUGAGCAGGGAAGUGACGUAAUACAUAACAUGAACAAAAUGCGUUAAGCGGGAAGGCUGUUCUCUUUGGAGAAGGCGAAUCCCCCCAGAGGCCUGCUAGAAAGAAAGAAAAGCUUCUCUUACUGUGCACAAGAUCCAUCAGGCCAAAUAUUCACAGCUGCUGUUGCACUAAUGAUAACAACAAGAACACUACUAAAAUACUGUGGGUUAGGAAGCUGCCUUCCUCUUCCAGUCUUCUAGGACUUUAAAAAAAGGGAGAAAAACUAAAUACAUCCAGGCAUUAUUAAGUAAUUCUGAAAAUCUUUCUGGAAACCUUAGUAAGAUUUGGUUUCAUUUCCUUUCUUCUGAAUUGCAGUGCAGCCAUCACUGGGAGGUACUCUUCCGUGCCUCCGUUCAGUGACACGCCGAAAAUGAGAUUAAGCUGGGCUUGGGAUCUUAGGCUUGGUUGGACUGAUUGAUGUUGUCUGAGCGAGAUAAAUGCUAUAAAAACAUUUUAAGGCCCUGGUGCACAUUUUAUGCCAGUUAAUGACUGCAGCUCUAGAAAGCUGUACCUCGUGUUGCCAGCGGAUGCACCUGAAAAACAGGUUUUAUAGGAGGGAGUAUUUCAGGUCGUAUACAGAAUGUCUUAAAAUUUUGUAAGCUGCAUUUCCAGCAGCUUAACAGGUUUAAGAAGAGACGAGAGAUUUAAGGCAGUAUUUUUAGUCACUCUGUUCUGGAAAGCAAGAUUGCAGCAUUUCCUGUUUAAUCUUACUAUGUCUGUCUGUCUGUCUUUUUCCUUGAUGGAUUUGUUGCACUUUCCAGAUGGUGUUAAGGGAUAAACUGAAAUGUGAAGUCCUACUUGAGAGCCAGUGAACAAACUGGUUUUAUAAGUGAGCGUCUGGGGUGAGAUCACGUGUAGCUUCUCUACUGAUAAAUGCCCUAAAUUUUCCAGGAGGGAGUGUCUUUCCCUCUGCAGCUUCUCAGAUGCCCAUAAAAUCUGCUCUGUGGAGUUUAAAGUAGAAGUGGAAAAUGAUGUCCAGGUUGGAAAGAAAUCAGAAAGGGAGAGGAAUCAUUUUUAAAUAUGUUGCACCCUGUUUUCAAAUUGAAAUAAAACACCACUAAAAUUCAUAAGCAUUUUCAUACACAUUUCUCCUUUCUUCUGUGCACUUUUCCUUAUAUUUGUGCUUUCACAAUUUUUCCCUACUAUGAGAUAUAUUUUACAUUAUCUCACUAAUCCAACAUUUCUAAUGCCUUCUUUUAUUUGGAAAACUGCCUCUAAGUCCUGGGAAAGUGCAUAUAUUAAAGGAUAAUUAUGAAUAUAGCUCAUGGGUAAUUUUGUGGAGUAAGAAUUAAGUAAGUUUGGUCUAGCGGUUAAGGCUCCAGGCUAGAAACCAGGAGCCUGAGAGUUCUAGUCCCACCUUGGGCAGGAAAGCCGGCUGGGUGACCUUGGGCCAAUCAUUAUCUCUCAGCCCAACCCACCUCACAGGGUUGUUGUGAGGAAAAGAGGAGGAAAUAGUAUUAGGUAUGUUAGCUGCCUUGAGUUAUUUAUAAAAAAAUAAAUAAAGGUGGGAUAAAAAAUUUAUAAAAAACUAUUGGUUUAGGCAGAUUAUUGGGUUAGGAGCUGCAGAGGAAAGACAGAGUCCAUCCUAUAGGCCAGUGUUUCUCAACCUUGGCAACUUCGAGGUGUGUGGACUUCAACUCCCAGAAUUCCCCACCUAACUGCUGGCUGGGGAGUUCUGGAAGUCCACAGACCUUAAUGUUGCCAUGUUUGAGAAACACUGCUACAGCCAGAGAGCUGUACACAUAAAAUAGGAUUUCAUUCCUGCUAUUAAAGUUCUGUCUUAAAUAGCUUUCUCUUCUAGGCAGCACUUAAGUUAAUAUACAGUCUUUGUUGUUGUUGUUCUCCUUAAUCUUCAAGAUGCAUCAGGUGGAAAGAGCUGAGCUAAAGUGAUGGAAUCUUUUUUGUCUUCCUAACCACAUAAACCUAAUCUAACAGCAGUUUUUAGUGCCUGCUAACUAGCCACAGGCUCAAAUAACAACAGCUGGAUCUAGGUGCUUCUUGGUAGUAAUUUCGUCGUUUUCUGUUGUUAUACUGAGUCCUGAAACAGAUUCCUCAACGUGCAGAUAUUUAUACCCACAGUUAUUGGUCUGUGUGCAGCAGUUUUGUAUACAUAUCUUUCUGGAUGGAAGGAAUGUGAUGAGUUACUGAAAGCUUGAUAUUACUGUGAUAGAGAGGGGAAAUGCACUUUCUCUCUCUCUCUCUUUUUAACUUUCCAUACAGUAAAAACGCUUUUAAUCGUUCCUUCUUAAAUGCGUGGCAAGCGGGGAACGGAGGGGGUUGUUAAAUUUUUUUGAAAAACUGACAAUGCACUUUGAAAAUGCAGGGCGCUCUGAAUAUGCACAGGAACUGGUUUUUUUUCUUUUUCUCUUUUUGGUAAUAUAUGCAGAAACCAAAACUCCAAAUUGAAACAAAAGGAUACAACUUUCUAAGUAGCUCUUUAUUGCAAUGAUUCUUGUAAGCACACCAGUAUCUCAGGUGAACGAUUUCAUUUUGGAGAGAUCCCAAAUAUUCUCCGUGAGAACCGAGGUGAAUAGCUUUUGAAAAGGGGGGGGGGCAGGGAGGAGAAAUCCAAGGAGUGGAUGUGCUUUUAAAUCUGAUCUUUUUAUCACUGGAAUUGUUUUAUAACAAAAUCGGUUCUGAUACUUAUUUGGCUUUCUUUUUAAAAACCCUUCUUUUAGAGAAAGAAUGUUUUGAAAAAUACCUUCAAUGCAACUUUUACCAAUUAUGGCAAUGUUCAGUUGUAGCCAAGCAGCUCAUGCAGAAUGAUAUGUCUUGCAGUUACUACUGUCUUUCUGACAUUCAGCUUUGGGGAUUAGUCUCUGCUGCAAGAUUUUUUGGACAGUGCGCAAAUUAAAGAGCCAUGUGCAGGCAAACAGUGAACUGUGACUUCAGCUCUGUCAACCUGUCAUGAGUAAUGAUGGCGAGCAGGAAGGGGCUCCCAUCCAGGGUGGAAAACGCAUGCGUAGUACUGAGGAAUUAAGCAGCCAUUCAAAGAGACACAGAUCAGGCCCGCCUUAGCUUUUGGGGUUUAUAUGUCUGGGUUUUUCCCACGCUUCUUCAGUUUGUUAGGAUUCUGUUAUGUAGCAGUAAUAAACACUAGAGAACUAUUCCUCGUCUCAUUGUGAUUCUCACUGUUAGGACACAACCAGUUGAUUUGCAAUUGAUCUUAUGUUGCUCAGUUCAAAAUACCAUAUUUCAGACAGCGUGGGGAAGGGGUGUUCACAUAGGCUUCAAAUUUGCCAGCUGUAAUUGUGAGUUUCCCACUUACCCUAAUAUUAAAUGUUUUAGUACAGUUGAGAUGCAAGGAGGAGGAGGAGGACAGCAGUGAAUGGAAACACUGUCCUUCUGGAGUGACUGGAGCCAUUUUAUUUUUAAAAGCAAAAUGUACUCUGUUUGGUCUCUUGUGCCUUUUUAAAUGCCUGCUCACGAGGCAGAAAGGAUUGAAGCUUUCUGGCACAUGGGAGUGGGGGGGGGGCUGCUCCCUUCUGCUCAUAGCUGGGGUUAUCCAAGGUGGUGAUGUGGAGAGAUUUGUGGUGGAAUUUCCCCCUUCCUCUUCAGAGUUGCUGGCCAGGUUCUUUGGAUUUAAGUGCAAGUAUAAGUCUUAUAUACUGGCUUUUAUAUCUGUUUUGGUGCUGACUUGGCUGGGAUAUGCCAUACUAUACCUUCAAAGGCCUAUAGCUAAAUAUGGAAUAUGUCAACAUUUGCCACUGGCUGUUGGUGGUGCUUCACAGACAGAAGUUGAGAAGCUGAUGUAGGAGGGAGAUGGGUCCUUGAAGUGCGUGUGUCGCUCCCUCCCAUCUUUUCCAUUGUUUUUCACAUGUAUAAAUUGAAAGAGGACCUUUUUUCUGUAACAGAUGAGCCUGCCCUUGUGCCUAAAAUCCCGUUAACAAAUUGUAGCAGUGAGGUGGACAUCCAGGUAUGGUUAGAGGAUGGGAGGUCAAAAUGUUGAAGAUAGAUACCUCUGUUGUAACUCAUCCUGCUUGGCGUAGGAUUGGUAGAUGUUUCCUAAAAACAGGCCAGGAAACAGGGCCAUGUUUCUCAUCACUCAGGCAUAUCCCUAGAAGGCUAGAAAGGCUUUGAAAGCCUGGAACAAGGAUUGAUUGAUUAUGUGCCAUCAAGUCAGUGUCAACUCUUAGCAACCACAUAGAUAGAUUUUCUCCAGGACCUGGAACAAGGAAGGAAAGGGUAAUUGAAAGUAGACAAGUAGUAAGACAAUGUAACAAAACUAAGCCUUACCUUUUGAAAGGGAAAGAAAAUUCCCACCCCUUGAAGAUGGAAUUGGGGCUUCUGAAAAAUAGAUGCAACAUAGGAAGCUGCCUUAACACAGCUCAGAUUUUUAAUUCAUUUGCUCUGGAAGGGCUUUUCAAGUUCUCAUUCAGCAUGUGGUAGGCUUAGUUUUUUAAACUAAGACACUUGAAGUGAAAUUGGGAUUUUUCUGCAUGCAGAGAUGUGCUCUGCUGCUGACCUAUAGCAUCUAUGCAGAAUUCGCACCCCCCCUUUUAAACUAACACAUUAAAUUUUCCAAUCUAUCUAUGUUAGUGGUUUGCAGAAAAUUUCCCAGGAAUAAGCAAGAUUGGAUUUUGUGUGUGUAGAUAGAAAUAUAGCCACUUGCGUUAAUGUUUAGACAAUAGAUCCAGCAGCAUUAUAAGCCAUAAAGUCUUCACACGUAAGGAAAGGAAUGUAAAUACGUUGUCUAUAAUCAAGAGAAGUUGUAGGUUGAGUUACAUUUUUUAUUUGAGUGUGUUUUCUAAAUGCCAUCCCCCCUCUUGUUUAAAUGACAGCUUUGCAAGUCUGAGAAUGCUCUUUGUGGCCAAGGGUGAUGGUACUGUGUAUCUUCCUUUACAUUUGUGCUCAUUGAGAACUUGCUUUUAAAGGCAUCUUAGCCAUCAUUGCUUAGAAAAAACUCAAGUGGGACAUAAUUGCACUGAUCCUUUUUUACUGUAACCGACUUUCUGUUUGCAUCUGCUGUAGCUGUUGGCAUAUACUGUACAGUGUUAGGGCUCACCGGGAGAGGAAUGAUCUGCCUUCGUUGUUAUGUUUGUAUAGCAAAUGGCAUUGUUUUACAGUAUUAAGAGAAGAUCUGAAUGCAUGUGGUAGUCUCUGCAGCUUUUCCAUCUGAGUGUGACUGGCAAAUCCUCAAAGGCCAGUGUCUGCUUAUUUUGCUUUAUACGUUUGGUGAAUUUUUGCCUGCCUAUAUCUGUCAUUUCUUUCCUCCAAAAUGCACUUUGUUUGUAAAACAUACUUCUCUCCCCAUCUCGGCUCCCCAAACAUAAUUGGAAAUAUAGAGCUCUCCAGUGCAAAGUUAAACUGCCUUCUUGAUUGUCAUCCAUGGCUCUCUGUUACAGAAAGUGCAGAUUCUGUGAUAGUGGGGGACGUGAUCCAUCUAAGACUUUUUUGUAGAACUGUGGGCUGAACCAAACAGUCACGGUAGCAGCUGCAACUGGUGACUAGAAAGCAAAAGAGAAGCUUUUGCUUCAUUGCUGCUUUAUUCCUGCUCAGAUGCCCCUUGACAACUGCAUGUUUAUAAAGUGGGCAGCCGUAUGAAUAGCUGUGACUUGGAAGUGAAUUCGGUGCUUCUGCAUCCAGUGAUGCUCAAGGAAUAAAUCAUCUCUCUCAAUAAAGUAAACUAUUCUCUCCCAAGUAAACUAUUUUAAUAUGUUUUGUCCUGGCACCAGUGGCGAGAUUGUCCCAUCAGUUUUUUUGGUGCCAAAUGAUGAGACUCUCCCAUCUGUUUCUUUAGGUGCCAGUCACUCUGUCCUACUGAAGAGUUUUCUGAUCUGCUUGUUCAGAGUGCCAGAUCUCAUUGCACCCGUUUAAAUUUUUGCAUUCUUUUUCCUGUUUUUUUUCCUGAAAGUUUAAUAGGAAAGAUGGUUUGAUCAGGUUGCAGUAUACCAUUCCUCAUGUAGCAAGCAGAUUCAAGACUACCUCCUACUUUCUUUGAAAGAGAUUAUCAUGUUUUUCUUUCUAAAAUGCAAUUUCAUGUUACUUGAAAAUAGCCAAAUUUCACCAAAGGUCCUGAACUGCAUGCCCAGUUCACUUCUGAGGUGCCAUAUUCUUUGCAAAAUAUGAGGCAAUGUUUCUAAAGAGUGAGUUUGAUCCCAUUUUUUCUUACUGGACAAUACUGCGAUUUUGCACCAGUAUUAUGAAGUUAUGUUAGAAUACAUGAAAGAAUGUAGGCAUUACAUUUCCUUCCAAUGUUUUUUUCCUUCCAGUGUGUUUUCCUUCCAAUGAAAUCCAUUGCAAUGUUGAAUGCAGCUUGGUUUAAUUUAUUUUUCUAUGGUGUUGACAAAAACAAAUUGAUCCCUUGGGCACGCAAAAUUAGCGAGUGAAUAAAGAAGGUGCUUCAGACGUUUUGAUUUUAUUCUACGGCUAAAUUAUGUGUUAAAUAUCUAAAGGUAUUCGGUAAUUUUUCUUAAAACUUUAUCCUUGAAAAAGUGUUUUUGCUUACUCAAGUUAUUAUAUAUACCCUCAAAUGUGCAGGAAAUGUUUCUUGAAUAUCUAUAAUAUUAGCAUGUUCUAUUUCGUAGUACACAGAUUUGGUCACAGCUAAGAUUUUAAAAUGAAAGGUGCUUUUACCUCAAACUGUAGAAAACUUCUGGUUGAAAAAUGGGGUGGGAAAUAUGGAUAUUGUAGUCCAUAUGGCCACCUUUAGAACUGUUAUCCAUAAAUUGCUGACUAGUUAAUGCAAAUCAACUUGAGUUCUGGGAUUAGGAUGUUAUUAACAGAGUGGUCUAAAAUGUUGGUGAAAUUUAUUAUCCUGAAAUAGUCCUGCCUUUAAAUGGUUUGCAUAUGAUUUGUUUACCAUGUCCACCAUCCCUUGGCAAUCAGAUAGAGGAGAAGGAAAUGCUUACAGUGGUUGUUCUCUAGAAGGCUACCUGAGGUCUUCUCCAAUCCUUGGACUAGUCUUUGGUCUUUCAACUGGAGCUUCCACGAUGCCAUAGCCCAAUCUAUUUUUUGAAAAUUCCUCUGAAUUUCAAAGGCUGGUUGACAUGAAGCACAAAGGGCAUUGUAUUUCAAAGAAUAAAGACUUACACCCCUCCUGUACAUUUUCAUUUUGGAAUAUAAGAAGUUGCCGUUUAUUAAGCCAGCUAGUUGACCCAUCUUUGCUCCAUAUUGCCUUCUUAGUAACUGGCAGCAGCUUUCCAGCAAAAAGGAGAGGCUUUUUCCUGCCCUACCUAGAGAUGCCAUGGAGUGAAGUAGAUAUCUUUGCAGGUUUGAACAUGUGCUAUGUUCCUGAGCUACAUCUCUUUUCUAUUAAGAAUUCUUUGUAGACCAUGGCCUUUAUCCUUAGUCUGAAAGUCACAUAAUGACUCCCUGCCGACUGCAUACGGCAAAUAGUCAACAAGGGGAAUUCCUGUUCAGAACUCACUGCUAACUUAAUAGAGGCAACAUCUGGUACAUUUGUAUACAUGGUGGACUAUCCCGUUCCACCUAUCCCUUUCCAUUCCUGAGAAUGAAAUUCAGUAAGUGUGCUUUUACCAUGUGCUCCCCAGACUAGCUUCUGAUUUUGCAAACCAUAGUUUUAAGGGAGUUGGCACUGCAGUUUUUAGUGCUGGGGAAAGGGAAACUGCGAUGCUUGAAUGAUCCUGGCUGGUGUUUGUUCCUUUUUCCCCAUUAAAGGUAAAGGUAAAGGUUUCCCUUGACAUUAAGUCCAGUCGUGUCCGACUCUAGGGGGUGGUGCUCAUCUCCGUUUCAAAGCCGAAGAGCCGGUGUUUGUCCGUAGACACUUCUGUGGUCAUGUGGCCAGCAUGAUUUUGGUGCUGAUUAUGAUGAUCCUCAUAAUGUUCAAGGUUGGAGUCAUCCCACCAAAUCUGAUGAAAAAAGGAGCAACCACCAAACUGGCAAAGAGGCCAAGCCUAUUAUAAACAGUGCUUUUAAAAGCAGGGAGCAUUCUUUCUCUGCCUAUGUUCAGAAUCUAUCAAAGCUCCUGCUAGGAGGAGCUUGAGGCCAAUUUCUUAGAAGACGGCAUCUCUCCAUUAUGGAUUCUUACAGGAGUUGCUGGAGCAUGAGAUGUCAAGUAGGGUGAUGCAGAGGGUGAUGCGGCUGAGUGAGCUUGUAAGUCCCCAAUUUUUGAGGAGACACAUUUGUUGUUUUGAGAACCUGUUACGAGCCCUCUCGCAAAGCAGAUGCCAGGAUGAGCGUGGCACCCAUUGAUCAGAAGGGGAACUGGGAAUGUGACUACCGCUCCCUCCUGCCUCCCAAGAUGUUCUCUGUCACUUCAGCUUGUCUUUGUGGUUCCUUCUGGACACACUUCCAAAGGACUGUUCUGAAGCCCCCUAACAUUUUUAUUUUCUAAAAAUUCUUCUGAUCUCUGUAUAGGGUCCAGAGGAUUCUUGGGAAAAAGGUGAUGCCUUUUCAAUUAACUGAGACUUUAUAUUUAGUCAAAAGGAUCUUUGAAUAGAAUAAAGCUGAGCAAGACAGAGAGCUUGAUAGGAGAUGCGCUUUCCUAGAUACGACUUCCAUCCUCUAAUGGGGAGGCUUUGAAUAUAAGCAGAUUUUCUUAAAACUGAGCAGAACAGUGUCUCAGUACUCCGAAGAUGAUAUCCAGAACAUAAAAGCUGCUUAAAGAAAAAGACACGGCUUUGUUGCUCUCCUUUGUAAAGAAAGAAACAAGACCUACCUCUGAUCAUAAUAAGCUGGCAGUGAUGUGCACACCUGUAAGUUGAGAGGAUGAAAGACAACGGACCGCAAACGUUGCUGGUUUCUUCCUUAACUUCCAUUUCUUGCUGAUAGAAGCUGAUGAUGAUGAAUUCUGUGUUUUUUCAGGAGAUGUGUUAACUCCACCAUCCCCCCCCCACCCUUCUUGUUGUGUCUUGUAAAAGCCACAGUGUCUUCUGUUGCCCCCGAGGGCUAAUUCACCCAUUAAGGAAUUUUAGGUAUUUGUGCAUCCAAGGUGUAAAUGUUAGAUACGUAUCAGAGAAGUCCAUGAGUUGGAGCUAAAGCGGCGCACCUUUCUUGCUGAAUGUGGCUUCUGGGUGACGUAUGUAGUUUUGUUGCGUGUGAAAUAGUCUUGAAACUCCACUUUUAAAUAACUUUGUAGACCUCAUAGACGAAGUGAUUAUUUCAUCUAAUACCUACUAAUCCAUAGUAGUAAAACAUAGUAGGAGGAUUUGGUACAAGAACCUGAGGAAGGAAAGAAUCUGAUGAAAUUUGAUUUUUAAGCUUUGGUAUGCAUAAGAUUUCAUGGACAUGUCCUGGGAAUAUUUUAAGUUGUUUAUAAUAAACUCUUUCAGCGUUUUUUGAAUUCAAACUUUGGGUGGGACCCAGACUAAACACCCCUGAAGGAAUGGGACAUGUUUGAGAGAGCUUGUCCUCUUGAUUUCCUUGGGAUCCAAGCCCCAUUCCACUUGAUCUCCUCUCAACAAACUGGAUUCAGAAUAACAUACCGCUGAGAACUUACACAUACCCACGCUCACAGGAAUCGAAUACCCCCCAAAGAGAAAGGUGGUGGCUGGCCUUAUUUCAAAUGGUACUUAAGCAUACUUAGAGCACAAUCCUAUACAUGUCUACUCAACAGUAAGGCUCAUUCAGGGGAGCUUACCUCCAGGAGGAUAGACAUUGGAUUGCAGCCUUAACAAGUGUAUACCUUUUCAGUGUUCACGGGCUCUGCAGAACUGUAAAAUUAGCACUUGAGGAAACAGCAUUUUUUUUUCUCUGUUUAUCAAUGUUGUAGAUUGUACCUUUCAUUCUGUACAUUUUUUAAAAGCUCCGUGUCGGAGAAUUUGUAUUAUUGAUGUAUAUACUUCAAGCAGUUUUAAUUAUGUGCUUGCUAGAUUGCUGUGUGGGGUGAUGUGUCUUUUAUCUUAUGCCUUAACAAAUAUAUUAAAUUAGUUCAAAAUCAGAAUAUGCAAAAACGUGUGUUUUAAAAAAAUACUAUUUUUCUGAGAAGGCACAAGAUUUUUUUUUUAAUUAAACAUUUCUAUCCUUAAAACCAAUCUGUUACUGAGGAUGCAAUGUAGGCUCCUCGUUCCUAAAUUUUUUACAAUUAUACCCUGGAUUUGACUCCAGGGUAUGGCUGCACAGUUGUUCCAAAUGUAGGGUUGUGAUAUGUGGAGAAAAUUCUAAGUAAUUUGAUCAAAUUCUUUUUAAAGGGCUAGCUAGGGGAUUAAUAUAGCGUGAUUCAUUUCCCCGACUAAAAUGCUAUGUGGAAGAGAAGUCUGCUUAUUUUUAAAUACAAAAAUCUGUUGAAACCUGUGUAAUUGUGUUUUUCACACCUUACAGCUGACAUUGAAUCCUUUCACCUUCACUAUUAAUUAGAAUGGCAAAUCAGUUGGUGAGGACCCAGCUCCCUUUCCAGUUUGGAUCUACCUCAGAUUAAGCAGUUGGGUGCUAAUUUAUUGAAAUUAUCAUUGAGAUUAUCCAAAGUGACCAAACAGUAUGUGAUGAUUUGUCGUUGGGAGACAAGGACGAUUUGGAGUUUCCUCUUUCUUAGAAAGCAACCUAUGGAUUAUUUUUGUCUUUGUGCCUUUUAUGUUGUGAGUCCCAGUGCAUAGCAAAAUCAAGUCAUACUCCUAUCUGAGCAGUGAAAUUUUCAUCAGAGUAAAACUGCAAACUGUCAGAUUUCUAAAAAAAGAAAAAAAAUAGUGUAUUUUUUGCAUAUUAAACUAUAAAAAUGUGUAACAAUAGAAUGCUGGUAAUGUGGAAAGGUUUCUUGAAAUUAAAAAACAGACGUUGACACCUUGAUCCCACACUAUUCUGUGCAUGUGCUUGUAUGGUGAGGCCCAGAUGUUUUUGACCUAGUUGCCCAGGACGAGGGAGCUGGCCAUUUCACCAGGGGCCUCAGCCAAGCUCUGAAUGGGCUGCCCCACGGAAGCAGAUUUGCUCCUCUCUUGAAAACAUAUUGCUGCAUUUGGAUAAUCAGAAUAACUGCUUCUUAGGCCAAGAUCUUCCUGAGUCUCCUGUGCUUCUUUACAUGAGCAGUGGAAUCCACAGGAGGCUCAUCAAGUGAGUCUGCCGUUUCAUCCAGCCUGGAAAACUAUGGUUAAAAGUCUCUUACGUAUGCCUGCUUAUUUGGAAUCCCUUAACCCUGGUCCUGGUUCGGAUGUUAUAGAAAGCUAUAGAGAAUUGUUUCCUUGCCUUGUCCCUCACCCAAAGGGAUGGCCAAACAGCCUUAGUUUAUUGAGAUUUGCUAGUUUUGGUGAGCUCUGUGUAUGUGAAAGUGUGUGUGUGUAUAUACGUGACUACCCAUAUAUACACCCUACACAGGCCUGUAUAUAAUAAGUGGAAGUGGAGUAUGAAUCUAUGUCAGGAAAGGGAAUAAAACAUCAAAGUAAUGUUCUGCAUGAUUGAAUACCCUUUUAUAUAAAAGGUUUUUUUAUUAUUUUUGUGGGAGAUUGAGUUGUAAUAGACUAUUUUUUUUAAAACGGAAAUUUGACUUGAUAAACAGAAACCAAUACAGCAUGGAAAUCUUUUCCUUUAAAAGAUUAUUCAUUUUAAUAUUGGCAAAAAAAAACACACACACAACCCAAAAUGCUACAUCCUAAGGAGUUUAUUUGGUUUGCUGCAGGCAGACUCAAAACAACAAGAAAAAUAACAUGCUACAGAACUGCCCCGACGGGUCUGUUAGAAAAGCUAUAUUUUAUAAAAGAGUAACCAUCCUUUUCGUAUGCUGCACAUACACGAUCAGUAUCAUUGCACUUUUUCAAUAAUGUCCUGUAAUUGGCUUACGGUAAAGAAUUUUAAAAUGUUUUUAAUACAGCAUACCAUAGUACUUUGGGCAGAAGGUAAGAAGACUUACAGGUACCUCAAGAUUGAAACACGAGCCUGAAUAUGCUGCAUUUUGUUCCUUUUAUUUCAGAGAGCUUUGGGGCGGGGGGUGUCCGUUAGUUGUAUUGUUACUGGCUACCUAGCUUUUAAAUUUGUAUUACUGUUGGCUCAGCUAAAGAAUUUAGAAUCGGUCUCUCUUCACUCUGAUCCUUUCUUGGUGUUAGUCCAAUGUUGAUAUCAAGUCUGCCUUGCAUUGUAGACUGUUGCAGUAACUGUUUUUACACAAUGGAUUUUGAGAAAAAGGAUCCCAAGGCGGUAAAACAGGCGAUACAUGGUCCCUCGUGAUGCACACUUGCAUUAUCGUGGUUUGCCAUAAUUGAAAGUGAGAGGGGUAGUUUGUUGUUUUCCAAUUGGAAAAAAGCAAAUCUUAAUGGUUUGAUCUCUAAUACUGAUUUCUUGACCAAGAACUAAGCUAACAAGCCAGCUAGGACAACCCUAGUGGUGAAGCUGAGCCACACUUGCACCAAAAUCAUACUUGCUCUGUAUAUGGAAUCAGUACCCAAGCUAACGUGAGCAACACUUGUCUUGUUGCUUAGGUACCAUGGAUCCAAUUUGCUUAAUCUGGACUUUUUCAUUCCCCAGAUGGGUUGUAACAUGGAUGAAGAGGGAGGAAUUUGGGAAGUGGGGGUGGGUGGGGAGAGAAAAACACAGAAGGAAGCUUAAAAAAAAACUGUGAAAAGCCACAUUUAUUGUCCUGUUUUUAAGCUUGGGCGAUUCCUCUUUCCAUGUUUGUUUUACAGCUUGCUAGUAAAAAUACUUUGCACUACUUCUGCAAUAAAAUGACAAACUAACCUUAUACUUUGGUUUCUUCUUGUGUAUGUGUGUGUAUAUACUAUAAAGUGCUACUAAAGAUUUAGCAUAGUGUUUUUUUUUUACCUCCACACCAUAAGACAUGUAACAAGCUCAAAAUGCUGUAAAUCUUGAUGAAACAUGUGAAUGAUAUUUUAUAAAGUUAUUUUGUAUGGUGUCAAUUUUGUUUCUGCCUCAUAGUAUGUCAAUAAAUUACUCAUAUUUACACAUUCAAAA
Molecule: messenger RNA, 16948 nt
Organism: Candoia aspera
Lineage: Eukaryota; Metazoa; Chordata; Lepidosauria; Squamata; Candoiidae
Gene: AGO2
Product: argonaute RISC catalytic component 2
Exons: 19
Coding region: 53-2659 (868 amino acids)
Biological process (GO): regulation of DNA-templated transcription; regulatory ncRNA-mediated post-transcriptional gene silencing
Cellular component (GO): RISC complex
Molecular function (GO): miRNA binding; endoribonuclease activity, cleaving siRNA-paired mRNA; single-stranded RNA binding
Source: RefSeq, a predicted model, not a curated record